Molecule: messenger RNA, 1383 nt
Organism: Trichoderma atroviride IMI 206040
Lineage: Eukaryota; Fungi; Ascomycota; Sordariomycetes; Hypocreales; Hypocreaceae
Source: RefSeq, a predicted model, not a curated record
AUGCUGGUCCAGGCUCCAGUUUCGCUGGAUUAUACCAUGUAUGAUCUAUAUGCUGUCGACAAUGAUGGCAACACUCGUCCGGAUCUGUUUUAUUAUCCAUUCGGAUUUAAAGUUGACGAAAGCUUACCUGUCAAAUUUGUCUACAACUUCGGGUUAGAGACGGAGAUGAAGUCGACAGUUGAUCCCAAUGCUCUUAUGGAAAUGAUGGUGCGGGGCCUAGCCCAACGGUAUGGCUUCUUCGCUGGCAAGCUUCACAUAUUUUUACCUAUUUCAACAUUUGGAGACAAGAAAGAGAGCCCAAACCGGGUGGAACUCGAGAGAACUUUCUCACAGAUACACCACGACCAAAUUCCCGACUUAGGCUUCGUUACUAGCCCUGCCGACAUCGUCUUGAGCCCCGAACCUGGAAUCGCAGUAGUUGUACCCACAGACAGCAUAUUGACAAUUCCUCAUGCAGUAGAUCCUGAUACUCACUAUGAGCUCUUAUCAAAGCGAGGACUAGCUUUUUCAGGGCUCCUAACGCCUCCUACAGUUGUCGUUGAUGCAGAAAUUGCUCCGGACGAGGUUCAGGAUCCUCAACAGCUUCAGCAAGCGAUGCAGCGAAUGCUAGAGCCCCUCGAAACAUAUCAGAUCCCUUUUUUUGUCAAGCUUAAUCAAUCUGUUUCAGGGAAAGGCGUCUUUGCCGUCACAUCAGAGGCUCAUCGAGAACAAGUCAAGAAGAUUCUUGGCGUGCAGCUUCAGGAAAUGCUUCGCCAGAUCAACGAUAUAAACAGCCACCUACAUCCCAGCUCUUUUAUCUUACAAGACUACAUUCCUGGCAAAGUAGUGGCCCUAUCAAUGUUUGUCACACAAAAAGGCCGCGCGAUUUUUAACGCUUGCUGCCAACAACAUUUCGAUAGCAGGGGAUACUGGAUUGGAGGCCAGAUUUCCUAUCCAGAGCAAGAGGCAUUGAAGCAGAAGUACGCUGAGACCAUGAACCAAAUCGCCAAGUUUUUGCAUCAACGCGGUUACUAUGGACCUGCUGGCGCAGAUAUUGUAACAGACGGCGACGGGAAGAAUUAUACAGUUGAUCUGAAUGUUCGCGUUACUGGGACGCACCCCCUAGGCCCGCUUGCCGGACACUUUACGCAGCGCGGGUUGAAAAACGCCACGAUGAUAACCGAAUACUUCACAUGCUCAAGAUCUGACUUUGAAAGGGCAUUCAAAGCUGAAAUAGCGGAUGGAGCGCUCAUUAUCUGCAGCUGGGUACGCGAAGAGGCCAUCGGGUUGAGCCAUGGUGGUGUUACAAUAGGAGGAGCGGAUAAUGAAAAGCUGGAGAGCUUAAUGGCAAGAGUUUUAGCUCUCUCAGGCAUCCCAAAAGCUGUACCUGAUGAUUCAUAUUAA